This is a messenger RNA of Solea senegalensis (Senegalese sole), 6469 nucleotides long. Its product is annotated as rho guanine nucleotide exchange factor 28-like. Gene Ontology annotation, molecular function: guanyl-nucleotide exchange factor activity. The transcript has 40 exons. Gene Ontology annotation, biological process: regulation of Rho protein signal transduction. The coding region runs from base 172 to 5631 and encodes 1819 amino acids. NCBI's taxonomy places the organism in Eukaryota, Metazoa, Chordata, Actinopteri, Pleuronectiformes, Soleidae. The record is from RefSeq and is a predicted model, not a curated record.
CUGCUUGCACUGGAAACAGAAGCAACAGCUCCACUGACUGCACUGAGCGUUAACACCGCCUCUUGAGGGAGGAUGAGUCCCAGUUAAAGCCUCUGCUGUCUGCUUCUUUUUUUUGUUUUGUUUUAAACGCACCACCAGGUUUCUUCUGCUGGAGUUUGAGCCUUUGUGAGGAUGGAGCUGAGCAGGAGGAAAGUGCCUUUGUAUGGCCAGGCCAAGGUGUUCACAUUGCUGGAGGGUUUGGACUCGGUGCCGCUGGAUGCAGAGGUCUAUAUUGUUUUGGAAGGAUCCACACUUGUCCAUGUCACCAGGGCUCAUAGUGAUGUCAUGCUCUGCUUUAUAGUGCCUGGACAUAACAAGGCUGAGAUGGUCUCUGUCCAGGCCUACCUGUGCUCUAAAACCACACCCCUCAUCUGGGUGGGCGGAGCCUCACUGGAGUACGUACAAGACGAUGCCCAGGACCUGGCAGAGCACCUGGUAAUCCACGGACAUUGCCUGAGCCCCACGGAUCACAAAGAGCUCAGAAGCUUCUUCAACGUGGGUCAGGAGAGUUCUCGCUGGGCUAUGGAUCGCCGCGUGGCUCUGGCCAUGGCCAACCUGGACAUCCCUCAAAACUGGAAUGUACUGGGGAGUCACAGUGGAGAGGAGCACAGUCCCAGGGAGUCCGUCCUUCACCUGGCCGUGCGUUGGGGUCUUUGUCGACUGGCGGAGCUGUUGCUCUGUCAGCCAGGGGGCUUGAUGGCUGUAAACCUGCCAAACGAAGAGGGAAUCACACCACUGCAGCUGGCACAGACAGCAGGCAGCGCUGAACUCCUGGAGCUGCUCACACACCCACCCAACCCUUUAGCCACGCCUCCGGCAGGUCUGUCCCAGGUGUGGGCAGACCGAACACGCUUGCUGAGGUUCUGCCACGACACGGGGAACCUGACUUUGACUGUGAGACAGAACCUGAGGUGGAGCUCAGAAGAGAGCCGGCACGCGGACAUCCUGCUUCUCAGAGAGCGGCUCAGAGACGAGGACUUCCUCAGAGAGAUCAAGGCACUAAGGAGGGAGAGAUUGGAGAUCAGUGUUGGGAAGGAAGAACUUGUGGAUGAUCCUGCAGAGAAUGAUAUCAAUGGAGGAAAUUCAGCUGUGGAAGAAAAUGACGACGAGGAGCCACUAAUGUUUUGCCUGAACGGGGAGGAUGAAGAGGACGAUCAAUCACAGUCAGACUCUGAGAAAAGCCAGUCCAUAAGAGAAAGCCAGGCCUCAUCCCCAACUCUGGCUGCGGCUGCCAGACUGACGGCGAUGAUACACGGCAAAGAUCGAGUGUAUGCCAACGCCAUGCUGGUGGACCAGGUGGAGGAAGUGGACAUUAGAUACCGCUCUCCCGGACAGGAGGAGGUGAGCCCUUUCUCCAUGACUCCCCCAAACUCAGGAAACUGUCCCCAGCACCGGCACCCAUCCUCACCUCAUAAUGAAGAGAGGCGAAUCCAAGGCCCCAGUCAGGAGAACCAUCGUAUGUCUCCCCCUUCUCCCUGUGCUUCCUCCCCGUCUUUUCCUUCCUCCCCCUUGGCUUCUGCCUUCCGUUUGUUUGAAGGAGCACAUAGGCGUCAGAAACAGUCGUGCCUCCCAGCUUCUCCUACUUUAAAGCGCAGAGGAUGCAGCUUGACGGAGGCAAGCCGCGGCCUGAGUCCCAGUCUGGAGUGUGACAGUGGGGAAGAGGACAUACUGGGACAUUCCUACCCCUGCUCCUCUUUAAAGCAGCAGCCAUUCCUGCGCUCCAGCUCAGGAGAGGAGAGGGAUUCUUUCAACGCGUCUCCGGACAUAAACUGCAUGCAGUCCAACAGCACGCAGACGCCCACCAAGAACCCAGAGGAGGCGGAAGUCCGUCUGCGUUCCUACUCCUACUCUUCCCCCAAAGCAAAGCCAUCAAGGCCGUUGCUAAACCGAGACGCAGCCGUCACUGACCUGGCAGAAGAUGGUGCGUUCAGCAGCGGCAGUCGUUCUCUACUUCAGGCUUUAUUUCUCUCUAAAUCCCUUACUCGUCUCAACCAAGUUAAGCAGAGAGCGUUCACCCAGACAGAGACGCUGAGAGAAAAGAGGGUUUUGGGUUUCCGUAAGCGGGCCCAGUCAGCAGAGGAGGAGAGCAGCGCUUCACUCCAACACCUCACCCUCACAGAGUUCCUCAAAGAGAUCGAGGAUGAGGAGUGGGAUAAAUACAUCAUCCCGUCCAAGGUGGAGUCGGAGAAGUACAAAGUCAGCCGGACCUUCAGCUUCUUAAAGAGCAGGAUGUCCAGCACCCGCAACAAGACCAAGGUGAAGGGGAAAGAGGUGAAAGAGGGGAAGGAGAAGUCGGGAGCUGUGAGUGGACACCAGUUUGUUCCUGUCUCUCCAUCUGGUCCUGCUCUCUGUGUGGCCUGUGAUAAGUCUGUUUCUGGGAAGGAGCUGCUGCAGUGCUCCAGCUGUUUCCUGAACGUCCACAAAAGCUGCAGAGAGUCAGUUGCGGCCUGUGUAAAGAAGCCGCAGGAGAGGAAUGCACUUCUGGUGAAAAGCAAGACCAUGUCUCUCCCACAGAACUUGAUGAAGGACAGCUCUCCAGCCUUCCUCGUCUCCUCCUCUUCAACCUCUUCACUGCCAGCGAUGACCAGAGAGAAAAGAGACAAUGUCGCUCCCCUCACAAAGAGCCUUUCCAUCUCCAUCGACAGCAGGCGUCUGAGUGACUCAGCGGGGAUGGACGGAGAGUGCGCGGCCUCGCUUUGCUCUAACAGUUUGUCUGAUGAGGGGACACCAGUCACGACGACUCCCCCCGCCACUGACGCGCCAAUCCCUACGCAGGAUGCUGUAGAUGCUCCUCUGAUGAGCGACUUGUCAGCAGACCUGCUGGGACUCGAUGCGGAGUCAUGGAGUCUGGCUGUAAGUCCAGAGUUCUGUAGACAACACGACAGGCACACCGUCAAACGACAGGAUGUCAUCUAUGAAUUGAUGCAAACAGAACUGCACCACAUCCAAACCCUGACGGUCAUGUCAGAGGUGUUCAGGAGAGGGAUGCUGGAGGAGCUACAGCUGGACAUGGACUGCGUGGCCCGGAUCUUCCCAUGCUUGGAUCCCUUGCUGCUCUUCCACAGGAACCUCUUCGGAGCGCUGCAGGAACGCCGGCAGGCCGCAAGCCAACCCGACCGCCCCCAAGAUUAUCUCAUCGUUCACAUCGGCGAUAUCCUGCUCCAACAGUUCUCAGAUGAAAAUGCUGAGAAGAUGAAGGAGGUUUACGGCGAGUUCUGCAGUCACCACACUGAGGCUGUCAACGUCUUCAAAGAGCUGCAGCAGCAGAACAAGAAACUGCAAAACUUUGUCAGACAACAAAGCAACAACUCUCUGGUCCGACGGCGAGGGGUGCCAGAAUUUAUUCUGCUGGUGACUCAGCGCAUCACCAAGUAUCCAGUGCUGCUGGAGAGGAUAUUACAUUACACUCAGGAGGGAAGUCAAGAGCACUCUGACUUGUCAAGUGCCUUGUCCCAGAUCCGUGACGUAAUUGCUGCAGUGGACCUGAGUGUGAGUAAGUAUGUGAGGUGUCAGGAGCUGCAGGAAGUGCUGGCCCGGCUGGAGAACAAGAGCUUUGCCAAGCUGAAGAAUGGCAAGGUCUUCCGGAAACAGAACUUGCACAGCUCACACAGGGACCUGCAGUAUAAAGGUCUGGUCUACUGGAAGACUGCCACAGGACGUCUAAAAGAUACUCUGGCACUCCUGCUCACAGACGCACUCGUUUUCCUACAAGAGAAAGACCAGCGCUUCGUAUUUGCUGCUGUUGACCAGAAGCCUCCUGUAAUCCCCUUGCAGAAGCUCAUUGUGAGAGAAGUCGCCAAUGAGGAGAGAGGGAUGUUCCUUAUCUCCGCCUCCUCAGUGGGACCAGAGAUGUAUGAAGUUCACACGACCACCAAGGAGGAGAGGAAUGCAUGGAUGAAACACAUACGUCAAGCUGUGGAGAGUUGUCCCGAGGAAGAGGAGGAGGAGGAACGAAGUGUUGAGUCAGAGGAAGUUAAGCGAGCUGCAGAGGCCAAGGUUCAGAAGAUCACCAAGUUCCAGGAGACACUGCUGGGUCAGGAUCAGCAUAUUUGCAGCAGCCUGGAGGAGAAGCUUCAUUUGUAUGCCGAGCUCACAGAGUUAACCCUCCACUCACCAGAGCCUGUGCCACACCGCCACCUGCUGGUGCAGCCAGACACGGACAGCGAGACGCCACAGCAGGCGUCCUCACUUCUCACAGCUGCGCUCAGAGAAGCAGAGAACCUGAUCACCAUCCUUCAGGCUUCUGCUAGUGCCGCACAGAGUCAGGAGUCUCCUGUGCGAGGACACGAGUGCUGCAGCUACAACAGUCAUGGCAGCAGCAUCCAGGAGUCUCCCUCUGAACCAGAUUAUCUCAGCACGCACAGUGUGAGCUCCACCUCUCUUGGAUCAGACACAGAGUUGACGGGGCUGGACAGCGUGUUGUGGGGAUCCGCUAUUGAGCUGAGAAGAGGAGACACCAAAGGGACGCUGUUAAAGGUGGCAGAGAGCGUCCAGAGCCUGACUCAGCUUCUCUAUAGUCUUCAGGCUGCUGUAACCCUCCAGGACAGCUGGUACGAAGUCCAUAAACUCCUUCUGCAGGACGGAGAAAGACCACAUCUACGAACUCUCACUACCCUCCAAAACAGCCUGGAGCAAGAGAAGCAGAGGAGCCUUGAUAGGAGGAAGGAGGAAGCUGAAAAAAAGGGCACAGACAGGAAGAAAGAAGAAGUGCAUGAGGUGCAGAAACUCAGUAUGAAGCUGAAACAAGAGCAGCAGCGCUGGGACAAAGAGUGUCUGGUCAAAGAGAAACAGCAGAGUGAGCAGGAGAGCGUACUGGAGCGGCGAGAGCAGCAGUGCCUCCUUGAGGCCGAGCGCCUGCGCUGCGAGCGCGAGGAGCUGGAGGCCCAACUGUUGGAGUAUAAGCAGAAUCUGGACAGACUGAGGGAGGGCCAGAGGAGUGUGGAGAGGGAGAAGGAGAGGAUUGAAGCACAGCAGAGGCUUCUCCAGAGCUGGAGACACAACCGCCAGAGCAGCUUGCCUGUUGCAAUACCACUGGAUGGUUUCAAGGUGUCCGGCCACAGCCGCUCAGGCAGUCUGGACGGUUGUUCGUCAGUGUACAGUGAAGCGGCCCUGCUCACCUCGCUGCAGCAACACCAGCCCGUCAACAACAACCAACACCAGUGUCUGAGAAAGAACCGCGACGACUCCGUGCACAGCUCCAGCUACGCCGCCAACCUGGAAAUCAGCGCCAGCCUCUACAACAGCCUCAACACCCUGUUGAGUCAGGCCCACAGCAAACAGCCCCCUGACUGUCUGACGUACCCGAAAUUCGGCAACAGCCACAGCUGCCCUCAGCCUCUGAAUGACUCUGUCCACCCGUUCAACAGCAGAGUCAUGGCACAACCACAGCGGACAAAUAUGACGGGUUUCACUCCACCAUCGGACAAGCGAUCCCUAAGUCCUUGGAGGUUUGAGGUCACAGGUCAUGGACUUUGCGAGGACUACUCCUCCACCUCACCCUCUCUCACCCCACUCCUUCACCCGCAGGCUUACCUCUCGCUUGAAGGACAGAACGGGGAGGAGGGAGGCGAGGAGAAUGUUGUGUAUCUCUGAGAAUCAUGUGAGAGGAACAAACAACACAAGCUGCCUGACGUAUAUAACUGGACCAACAUUAAUAUAUAUAUGUGUGUGUAUAUAUAUAUAUACAUAUAUCUGUUGCUUAUAUGUAUGUGUUUGUGCGUUUGUAUCCAUCUAAAUGUGAUGGAUCUGUGUAAUCACACAAGGGAACAAAUGUAAGGAGGAAGUCCUAUUUGAUGUGCCUUAAUUAGCCCUUAAUCAUUCUCUUUGUGAUCAAACCAUUGUGCCUUUUUGCAAACGAGCAUUUCUAUUUGUAUUUGCUGUGUUUUUAAUUUGACUUCUUUCAAGAGGAGAGGAACCUUUUGUUCUACAAACACUGGGAGCUAAAGUGUCAGGAAAUCUGGAUUAUUAUUUCCCCCCCCUAAGCACUUAUACGAAAAUGGAAAAUGUUUGAGAAGAAGCCAACAGAGAGUGCUAUUAUUGUUCCUACGUCAUGUUCAGCGAUAUUUAUUAGCGGUUGUGAGCAUCUGGAAGAUAUAAAUGAUAUACAUGACAUCAUUGUAUAAAUAAUAAAUAUAUGUAUAGUGUUAUGGACAAGCUACCUAUGCACAACUUCCUUUUCUUUUUUCACACAAGUGCCAAAAAUCUUCUGCUAUCUGAUAUGCUCUAAUUGUUUUCUGUAAACAACGGCUGUAUUUUGUUUUUCUCUGUUCACCUGCUUUUCCUGAUAAUUUAUUGUAUGUAAAUGACUUCAUACACUAUCAAGAUUAAUAAUAUUGUGUUUGAUAUGUGUGCUCUUGUAAUCUUUGUAAUCAAAAGUAUGACGCUCCACAUUCGUAUUGUGCUGUAUAUAAAACUGUGGUGGCAAACGUUA